This is a messenger RNA of Rosa rugosa (rugosa rose), 1015 nucleotides long. Its product is annotated as mitogen-activated protein kinase kinase kinase 20-like. Bases 140 to 877 code for a protein of 245 amino acids. NCBI's taxonomy places the organism in Eukaryota, Viridiplantae, Streptophyta, Magnoliopsida, Rosales, Rosaceae. The record is from RefSeq and is a predicted model, not a curated record. The transcript has a single exon. Gene Ontology annotation, molecular function: protein kinase activity; ATP binding. Gene Ontology annotation, biological process: protein phosphorylation.
UGAAGAGGAAGGCGGAACGCGGAAGUGAGUUUUGGUUCAGGUACGUUACAAGUGGAUAAGAGAAAAGAAGAUCGGAGAAGGAGGCUUCGGCUCCGUGUUCGUUGCAUUUUCCAAGAGACCCUAUAUCAAGAUCGACCACAUGCCCGUGGCCAUGGCCAUGAAAUCCGCAAUGAUCAAGGAUUCAGAUUCCAUUCGAUACGAGCUCAAGGUGUUUAGGGAGUUGAAUAACAAGGGUGGUUCUUGCCUCUUCAUCAUUGAGCACUAUGGUGAAGAGGUGACAUGGAUUGAUGACGGGGAAGAGGUCUAUAACUUGGCCUUGGAAGUUGCAUGGGGAAGCCUUGCGAGGUUGAUAAAGAUUAUCGGUCAUGGGUUGCCAGAAUCCGAUGUGAGGCGGUACACCGGUGACAUUCUUGAAGGGGUUCGACACAUACACAAGAGUGGGUAUGUUCACUGUGAUUUGAAACCAGAUAAUAUCUUGCUUGUGGAAAAUGAUGAUAGUGCCUAUACCUUUGUAGCCAAAGUGGGUGACUUGGGGUUGGCCAAGAAGGAGGAGGUUCAAGAAAGGUGGAGAGGCACUCCCAUGUACUUGUCUCCGGAGACUGUCUUGUACAAUGAGCAAGAACAAGCCAGUGAUAUUUGGGCUGUGGGGUGUAUUGUUCUUGAAAUGCUUGCUGGAGAGCGCCCCGGGAAUCAUUUCUACGGUCAUGAGAGUGAUACUCUCUACGUUGUUGAUGGAAUGGAGCCUAAAAUUCCUGAUACGAUCUCGAGUCUUGCUAGGGAGUUUCUAGGGUUUUGCCUAGCCAAGGAAACUCCGGAAAGGUGGACAGCUGAAGAGCUUCUAUCUCAUCCCUUUGUGGCAAAUGUUGUUAGGUACUGAUCUAGUCCUAGUUUGGUUAUAUUAGGGCAAUUGAAAUUCCAUUUGUAAGUUCUAAGGGAUGAGUUGUAAUCCGGCUUUCUGUGGCAUUCAAAGACAGUUGUAUAUAUAAAAGUUUGCACUAAACCGUUUGAAGAAAUC